This is a messenger RNA of Silurus meridionalis, 4829 nucleotides long. It is a transcript of the gene cnnm2b, whose product is annotated as cyclin and CBS domain divalent metal cation transport mediator 2b. The coding region runs from base 158 to 2623 and encodes 821 amino acids. Gene Ontology annotation, molecular function: magnesium ion transmembrane transporter activity. NCBI's taxonomy places the organism in Eukaryota, Metazoa, Chordata, Actinopteri, Siluriformes, Siluridae. The transcript has 8 exons. Gene Ontology annotation, biological process: magnesium ion homeostasis; transport. The record is from RefSeq and is a predicted model, not a curated record. Gene Ontology annotation, cellular component: plasma membrane.
GAGUUGUGGAGCCAAGCAGCUGCUGAGCCGAGGCUUGACGUGCAGCUGAGAUGAAGCCGCACUCCGAUUGGCUCUGAUUUUGGACUUUUUUUUUUUUUUUUUUUUUUUUUACAUAUAAAAAAAAAAAAAGCCAUUUUCAUUCAAGCGGUUUGUCAACAUGGCAGAGCCGUCGGUGGCUGCAAAAAUGGCGUCACUUGUCCCGGUCCGAGCCGCGACUCUGAUUCUCCUGACCGUGUGCUUAAUUGCACCGACGCGCGCCAAAGAAGGCGGGGGAGAGGAGACCGUCAUCAUCGGCUUGCGCCUGGAGGACACAGACGACAUUUCGUUCAUGGACCGGGGCUAUCUGCGGGUUAGUGAGCGCUCCCGGGUCAAGUUACGCAUCUACGGGCACAACAUCAACAACGAGACGUGGUCCAAGAUCGCGUUUACAGAGCACGAGCGGAUGCGCGCUGUCUCCAGCCUCGGGAGCUCCAACGGCGACAACAAGAGCCACGAGGAGACACAGGGUUUGCACCCGUGUGGAAUCAGGACAUCAGACAUCUUAAUCUUGCCCAACAUCGUGUUAAGCCGUAAGACCUCCGGAGUAGUGGAGAUCGAUGUCAAACCUCUUAGGAAGACCGAAAGGAGCAAAGCGUAUUACCUGUGCGUCGCGACAUCCACACCGACUGGCACGCACGACCUGUGGACGGAAAGCACGUGGAUAUACCACGAAGGGGAGGACACCAAGGUGAUCGUGGUGGAGGAGAGGAAGUUUCUGCUCCCCUUUUGGCUCCAGGUGAUCUUCAUCUCCAUGUUGCUGUGCCUCUCCGGGAUGUUUAGCGGCUUAAAUUUGGGGCUUAUGGCCCUCGACCCGAUGGAGCUUCAGAUCGUGCAGAAUUGUGGCACCGAGCGCGAGAAGACCUACGCGCGUAAAAUCGAGCCGGUGCGCAGCCAGGGGAACUACCUGCUAUGCUCACUGCUGUUAGGGAACGUGCUGGUGAACACCACCCUCACCAUCCUGCUGGACGACAUCGCCGGUAACGGUCUGAUCGCCGUGGUCAUGUCCACGAUCGGCAUCGUGAUUUUUGGCGAGAUCGUGCCGCAGGCGAUAUGCUCGCGCCACGGGUUGGCCGUGGGCGCCAACACCAUCUUCCUUACCAAGUUCUUCAUGCUGCUCACGUUUCCCGCGUCGUACCCGGUCAGCAAGCUGCUCGACUACCUUCUCGGCCAGGAGAUCGGCACCGUGUACAACCGCGAGAAGCUGCUCGAGAUGCUGCGCGUCACCGACCCUUACAACGACCUGGUUAAGGAGGAGCUGAACAUCAUCCAGGGCGCGCUCGAGCUGCGCACCAAGACCGUGGAGGACGUGAUGACGCCGUUGCGCGACUGCUUCAUGCUGGCCGCAGACGCCACGCUCGACUUCGCCACGGUCAGCGAGAUCAUGGAGAGCGGCUACACGCGCAUUCCCGUGUUCGAGCAGGAACGCUCCAACAUCAUCGACAUGCUCUUGGUUAAAGAUCUGGCGUUCGUCGACCCGGACGACUGCACGCCGCUCAAGACGGUCACCAAAUUCUACAGCCAUCCGCUGCACUUCGUCUUCAACGACACCAAGCUGGACGCCAUGCUCGAGGAGUUCAAAAAAGGGAAGUCACACUUGGCGAUAGUUCAGAGGGUCAACAAUGAAGGGGAAGGGGAUCCCUUUUAUGAGGUGCUUGGGAUUGUCACCCUGGAGGAUGUCAUAGAAGAAAUAAUAAAGUCGGAAAUCCUGGAUGAGACAGAUUUAUACACCGACAACAAAACAAAAAAGAAAAUCGCCCAUCGGGAGAGGAAGCAGGAUUUCUCGGCCUUCAAGCCCAUGGACAAUGAAAUGAAGGUUAAAAUAUCACCUCAGCUUCUACUGGCUACUCUGCGUUUCCUAGCAACAGAAGUGGAAAUAUUUGCAGUGAAUCAGAUGUCUGAGAAGAUCUUGCUGAGGUUGCUGAAGCACCCAAAUGUAAUCCAGGAACUUAAGUUCAACGAGAAGAACAAAAAGGCACCAGAACAUUACCUCUAUGUCCGCAACAGACCAGUGGACUACUUCAUCCUCGUCCUACAGGGGAAAGUCGAAGUGGAGGCAGGAAAGGAUGGUAUGAAGUUUGAAGCUGGAGGGUUUUCAUCAUACGGGAUGAUUGCCCUCACUGCCUCUCCAGUUUCUUAUUCCCUUUCUCGCAGUUGUGUGUUUAAGAGGUCAGAAUCAAUAGGAGUAUCUCCAGAGAACAAGUCUCCUCCUCGACCAUAUGGACUGAACCACUCUGACUCACUGAACCGGAGUGACCGCAAUGAAGCUAUUAAUCCCCCACUGGGCAGCAGCAACAACCAGCUCAACUCCUUUCUGCAGAUUUACACUCCAGACUACACAGUUCGAGCCAUCACAGACCUUCUUUAUGUCAAGAUCACCCGUCAGCAAUACCAGAAUGCCGUGAUGGCGUCACACAUGGAAAAGGCACCGCAGCCAUUGGACAGCGAGUACACCAAAAUUGAACUGACUCUCAAUGAGCUGCACGACGGCGUGGCCGACGAGACGGACAUUCUACUUAACCAGACGCAGAACUGUGUUGCCCUCAAAAAGGUGAACCACAUGGUGCACAAUGAGGGUACCGUCUAGCCCCCAGCGGGGUGGUUGGGGGUUUACAAAAGGGUGAAAAAGGAAGCUGCUUAUGUUUUUUUCGCCUUCUCAAUUGUCUCCGCCACCCCCUGUAACAACUGGACAUUAAACCACUAUGGACUGCUAAAUCAGUGUCUGGGUUUUUGGACCCGAUAACAGGACUGGAACAACCAGUUCAGUUCCACACACACCCUGCCGUGUGCCUGUCCACCAGACCAAAGAGUUUGGAGUUUGGACACCCUCCCCCAUCUGUCAUAAGGCCCUGAACAUACUCCUCAACUAUCCCCUUUAAAGUGCCAGGAGGGAUUCUGGGAUAGAGGAGGACCACAAUUCAAACGGACUACGUUCUACAACUUCAUCAGGCCGACGUUGUAAUAUGGUGAGUCAAAGACUGUGCCAAAUACCAAUUUGAAGGAAACCAUGAACCGCUUACCAAUAACAUUUUUCUCCUGUAUUUAUUUAUUUUAUACAUGUCUACUGUAUAUAUGUGUGUGCAUGUAAUUACAGGCACAUGCCAAGAACACACCUUUGUAAAGUUCACUGUAAUGUUUGUACUGUAUAUGUUGCGAGUGUGAAUGUGAUGCCAUGCACAUGCUAUAGUAUAUACAUAGUUACAAAUACAUUGCUGUAUGUGUAAUGGUGAGGGUAUUUUACAUAUAUUGUAUAUUACAGAUAUUGUUAUUUUUACUAUUCUAAAUCAGGCGUAUGGUACAGUACAUUUUACACCUUUUUUUUAAAAAAAAAAAAAGAAUCACAGUAUUGCCUUAAAGAAUCAUUAAUUUUUAACAAGUGCAAUGAACCAUAUUUCUAUUUAAAAAGAUGAUUUAUUGAUUAAAAUCAGUUUUAUUGUAAACAGUAGCUCUAUUUGUAUGUGUUCACUGUGUCGCUCGAAUUCGUAUGGACCCCCCCCGUAAGCACUCCCGCACCACCUAAUAGCCUUAAAAGCCUAACUUUCAAGGAUCCGAAUCUCCUUAGUGAUUUAUGACCAAAAUUUAGGAUUGAAUAGGCAAAUAAUUCCAUGCUUCUGUCAAACGAAUUUACAGAGAAUGCAAGGAAAACAAGACCACACCAUCAUAUUUUGCAUGCUGGCUGUAUUCAGAGUUACACAUACAUAUAAUAGGGAUUUAAUACUGAAAUUGCACACAGUAGUAUUCCAAACUCAGACUAAACUCUGUACCUGAUAGCUAUUACAGGAUUCAUGUGAGAGGCGUGUCUUCGUUACAUGGGAUUUUAAACUCUGUAUGCAACACAAUAGGAUGUGCUGGAUCAAGUGCUAUUUUAUAAGCUGCGGAUUAAUGAUGCUAAAAAGCAGUUUUGUUAAAUUAGAUCAGUUUGCGGUGUUAAUCAUUCCAAGAGAAACAAAUUCUCCUUUGUCAGACCGCAUUUUCUAUUCCAGUUGUUUGUGUGCGCUUAAAAACAGGGUACAGCGAGGUAUAAAUGCUGUCGAAAAAGCCCAUUUCCAAUAGUUUAACUCAAGGAAUCCUUAGAGACUUGAACUACACACAAGUGAUUUUGUAUAUUCUGAAUGGUAAGCCUGUGUGUAGCCCAUCUCAUCUCAGCCUAAUUGCUUUGGUGAUUUGAUCUGUAUGUAUCAUGUACAGUACAUAUACAGUACCUUGUAAAUGGAAAGCACUAGGGCUUAUGAAACCUUUAUACAAUUGAUCUUCAUUCUCAUACAUUUUCAAGCCAACUCAAGUUUUUUAAAUAGGGACCAGAAAUAUUUUUUUAAACAAAUAACCAAUUUACUUAAAUUGUGCCUUAUAAUAAAAACAAUACAUACUUUUAUGUGGUCAAGAAUAUUUUCUCUCAUAUUUAGGAGAAAUAUGUCUCUGUGAGAUCUUAGCCAGGUAGAUACCCCAGUUUUACCUAUAAACAUGGCCGCUACAUACACUAAUUCCCAACACACAACCACACUUUCCAGCUCAGUUUCCCUACUACUGAUUGAGCGCUCGUAUACUAAAACGACAUUAAUUCGAAAAGUAAUACGCUCCAUGAGACUUUUGUUCUUUGACUUUACCAAGCCUUGCACUUUGAUUAAUACAACUUUGUUGCUGAACCAAUUCUGUCCUUGUUUUUUUUUUCUUGUUUGCCCUAGUCAAUCUGUUUGUGAAUCGAAUGAACUCUGCCUGUUUUUUGACCAUGUUUUGGUUUAUUAUUUUGAAUUUGCCUGUUUCUGCCCAAUUAAAGUCGUUUUAUUUCAUUUGCA